Populus trichocarpa (black cottonwood) is the source of this 1379-nucleotide messenger RNA. Its product is annotated as two-pore potassium channel 1. The coding region runs from base 213 to 1274 and encodes 353 amino acids. Lineage: Eukaryota; Viridiplantae; Streptophyta; Magnoliopsida; Malpighiales; Salicaceae. The record is from RefSeq and is a predicted model, not a curated record. Gene Ontology annotation, biological process: stabilization of membrane potential; potassium ion transmembrane transport. Gene Ontology annotation, cellular component: plant-type vacuole membrane. The transcript is spliced from 3 exons. Gene Ontology annotation, molecular function: potassium ion leak channel activity.
UGGAUCAAGUUCAGGGGUAUUUUAAUAAUUAAGCCGAGAAAGUUAGACAUUUAACAGUACUUUCUAAUCUGCAGAACAGACAUGAUUGCAACUGAAGUAUAGUGAGUUCCAGCAUGCUCUAAAGUUCUUUGCGAAUCGAAACUGAAAUGCAAGUCUCUCUCCUUAGGUUUUCUAGGAGCUCAAUACGCUUCUGCUUUUGCUAAUUUACGUAAAUGGCUUGCAAUGGUGCAAAAAAGCCCUUGCUGUCAGGAUUGGUGGAUUCCACCUCUCCAAGAAUUGAUGAAUGUACUCCCUACAGAAGAAGGUUUCGCCGUGUUAAAAGUGCUCCUGUAACAGAGCUUGUUCCUUCAGAUAUUAGUGGCAAUGGACCAAUUCCACGUUAUGAAUCCUUUUUUGGGGGACGUCACCAGAGCCUGAAGCAAGUAGCUGUAUUCUUGGCUGUCUACUUGGGUCUUGGCACUCUAUGUUUUUAUGUUGUCAGGGGUGAUAUCAAAGGGAAGAAAUCAAAUCCAAUUCUUGAUUCUUUAUAUUUUUGUAUCGUAACGAUGACCACUGUAGGAUACGGAGACCUGGUGCCUGAUAGUGCUCCUGUGAAAUUACUUGCCUGUGUUUUUGUCUUCACAGGGAUGCUUCUUAUUGGAUUGAUACUCAGCAAAGCAGCAGACUAUUUGGUGGAGAAGCAGGAAAUAUUACUGAUUAAAGCUCUCCGCAUGCACCAAAAACUUGAUCCAGCUGCAUUUCUUAAGGAAAUUGAAACCAACAAGGUCAAAUACAAAUGCUAUUUGGCCAUAAUUAUUCUUUCAGUGCUUAUGCUGGUUGGAACCAUUUUCCUAUACAUGGUUGAGGACUUGGACAUCAUUGAUGCUUUCUACUGUGUCUGCUCUACCGUUACAACUCUAGGUUAUGGAGACAAGAGCUUCUCAACUGUAUAUGGUCGUAUGUUUGCUGUAUUUUGGAUACUGACGGGUACUAUUGCUUUAGGCCAGUUAUUUCUUUACAUUGCUGAGCUAUUCACUGAAAGCAGACAGAGGGCAUUGGUGAACUGGGUUCUUACCAGAAGGAUGACCCAUUUAGAUUUGGAGGCAGCAGACAUAGAUGAUGAUGGUGUUGUUGGGGCUGCCGAGUUCGUUGUAUACAAGCUUAAAGAGAUGGGAAAGAUCAGCGAAGAAGAUAUUGCACUAGUAAUGAAGGAGUUUGAGGAUCUUGAUGUUGAUCAAUCUGGAACCUUGUCAGCUUCUGAUAUCAUGGCACAGGCAACUCAAACACACAAGUGACUGAACCAUCAGCAAGAGAAUGUUUCUUGUAUCGAGUUUACCUCAGUUUGUUCAUGGAUUUUCUACUUUCAUCUUCAAAAAAGGUCAUUGCGUGCGAGUUCACUA